AUUUUUCUUCAGACUUUUGGAAAAGAUGUGUCUAGUGGUGGUUUUCCUAGAGAAUGAGACUGUUGGUGCUUACCAACUUUAAUACAGGAAAUGAUAGGUAGAAAGCCCUGCUCCGUAUCCUACUGAAAACCAAAUUUGAUUACGGAAACUUACACCAGGAGCUCAGAGCCAAGCUCUGCACAAGCCGCAUCUGAGAUGGCAGAAGCCUCUGUGGAUGCCGGGGCUCAGUCCGUUACCGUGAAGAAAAAGAAAAGCCUGUCCAUUGAAGAAAAGAUUGACAUCAUAAAUGCAGUGGAAAGUGGCAAGAAAAAGGCAGAGAUUGCGGCUGAAUAUGGCAUAAAGAAAAACUCGUUGUCUUCCAUUAUGAAAAACAAAGACAAAGUUCUAGAAGCCUUUGAGUCUUUGAGAUUUGAUCCGAAGAGAAAACGACUGAGAACAGCGUUUUAUACUGAUCUGGAAGAGGCAUUGAUGAGGUGGUAUCGGAUUGCUCAGUGUCUAAACGUUCCGGUUAAUGGUCCGAUGUUGCGUCUAAAAGCUAAUGAUUUUGCCCAGAAGCUGGGACACAAUGAUUUUAAAUGCAGCAAUGGUUGGCUGGAUCGUUUUAAGUCCAGGUAUGGCUUAGUAUUCAGAGCACAACCUGUAGAAGCCACGGGUAUAUCUAUAGACCCUUCCACUGUGUGGUACCAAAAUGUGCUACCUUAUUACUUAAACGAUUAUCAUCCUAAAAAUGUUUUCAAUGUGAAAGAGACUGGGCUGCUUUAUCGAAUGUUACCUACAAAUACUUUUGCAUUCAAAGGGGAAACGUGCUCAAUUGGAAAGUUGUGCAAAGACAGGAUAACGCUGGCCCUCGGUACAAAUAUGGAUGCCUCUGAGAAACUCCCUUUGCUUGUCAUCGGGAAAAACCGAGCCCCGCGUUGUUUCAAAGGCAUAAAAUCAUUGCCUGUGUAUUAUGAAGCUAACAGAACGGCGUGGAUGACGGCAGCCAUAUUUGAACAGUGGAUGCAGAAGCUGGAUGAGAAAUUCCAAGCCCAGAAACGAAGAGUAGUGAUUUUCGUUGACUCUUGCCCCGCACAUCCAGAAGUGAAAAACCUCAAGUCCAUUGAGUUAGCAUUCUUCCCGUCAUGCUUGUCUUCCGGGUUUGCAGCUAUGAAUCAAGGUGUUAUUAAAAGCCUUAAAAUCAGAUAUCGGCAUUGUCUUAUCAAGAAAUUUUUAAGUUCAGUCGAAAGUAGCAAAGAGUUUACAUUUUCUCUUCUAGAUGCAGUUGAUACAUUGCAUCUCUGCUGGAGAGCUGUAACUCCGGAGACCAUUGUUAAAAGCUAUGAAGAAGCAGGAUUCAGGUCUCCAAAGGGAGAAAAUGACACAGUCAAUGCAGAUGCUGCUGCUGCUCUUGACCUGACUGCCCAUGCAGUAGGGGCAGGAGUGGAGUUUCUUGAAGGUUUGUCCAUAGAGGAAUACGCUGCCCUGGAUGAGGACCUGGAGACGUGUGAAGCCACCCCGAAAGAUGGUGCCGAGUGGGCCAGAGAAAGUAAGCAAGACGAGAGUGGUCUUUAUACUUCCGAAGAAGAGGAGGAGGACAGCGGAGCAGCGUUAGAAGUGGAUCUGUCCUUACCAUCCAAGAAGGAAGCGCUCAUGGCUGUAGGCACUCUGAAAAGGUUUCUUAGAAGUCAGGACCUGAACGAUGAACUUCACGGUUCUUUAGCAGACCUUGAAAACUUUAUUAAUGCUUUGUCACCUAAGUAGUCACGUAUUGUUCCGCUGCAGAGCAGUAACUUUUCCUCGGGUAUCUUAUUACCCAAGGAAUGUAAACAGAAAGUAUCACUUAAACAAGAAAAGAGAAAGUUCAAUAAUAAUCGGUGGCUUAACUGUAGAGCCUUUGAUCUGCAUAGCGGGGGCUCCCUAGUAAAGAAUGACUAAGUAAAACUGCAAAAUUCCGUUUAGCAGGUUUGGGGAGAAUAAAAAAUGUGUUUCAGAGGCUUUAUACUUGAAAGAAAUUUAGCACGUGUGUGAAAGAAUGCCAGCUGGCUGACUCGCGCGCAUGAAAUUGCUGGUUUUCAUUUUCUUUGUUUUUAAGUUCAGAUCAUGUUCUAGAAUAUUUUAUCUUUGUAGUCUUAAAAAAACCCGGCUUUUUUCUUUUUAUAAAGUCAUAUGCAUGCCACCUCUAUCCUAAUGCAUUCAUUUGUUCUCUUUCCCUUUUUUGGUUGGUUUUUAAAGAAAGGGUCUCCCUGUGUAGUCCAGGUUGCCCCGAUUCAUGGCAGUGCCCCCGCCUUGGACUCUCAGAUGCCGGCAAUGUCGGCAUAAGCCAAUAUGCACAGUCUAAUUAAACUUGUGAGCAUCAUAGUACUAGCAAAUUAUGUUCUAAUUAGUUAAUCUUCCAGACUGAAAAAAAAUGAAAAUAUAUUCUAAUCUGCUAUGCACCAAGAUGAUGAACAAUGUGAUUCUUGCUGCUUUCAAAUUACUUGUCAAAUUAAGUCAAAUGGAAAGCUAUUGCUCUGCCUUCUAUCACCAGGAGAGAUGGGUCCUUCUGCUGUGCAUGUGUGUGUGCUUGUUUAGUGGGAAAAUACUUGAAGGGAAAUAUUUAUUAAACUCAUACUUAUAUUUGAAUAGGAAGAGAAUUGAAGACACACUUGGAGUCAACAAGAAAACUUGUGGGGCUUUUUAAAAAAUUGCAAGAGCUCAGCUUUUAAUCUAGCUUUGUUCUUGAGUACACAAGACUCCAGCUGCAUAUGUAGCAGAGAAUGGCCUUGUCGGGCAUUAAUGGGAGGAGAAGCCCUUGGUCCUAUGAAGGUGGGAUAGAUGCCCCAAUGUAAAGGAAUGGAGGGUGGGGAGGUGGGAGUGCUUGGAUGGGUGGAGGAACACCCUCAUAGAAGCAGGUGGAGGGAGGGUGGGAUGGGGGAUUUCCGGGAGGGGGAAAACCAGGAAAAGGGAUAAUAUUUGAAAUGUAAAUAAAGAAAAUAUCCAAUAAAAAAAGUCUAGCUUUCUUCUUGAUUUUACUGAAUUUUAUUUUUAGCACAUUGUGGUAUUUAAUUUUCUUCCUCCAAUUUUUUCUUCUCUAAAUUUUUUCAGAGAAAGCUUUGCCUAUAUAUUACAUUAAAAUACUGUAGGGAAUUACCUACUCACCAUCUGAAAAACAGUAAGAGAACAAAAUUUUAACAGUUUUAAGUAGCAUGUUUACUUAACUUAUUAUACCUAAUUUAGGUUCCCUUGAAAAGUAUUUUAGAAAAAUUCAAAGCACAAUCCUUUGUUGUGAAUUAUUAAUCUGCCAAAAGGUUAUACAUUUAGAAGGAAAUAAUUUAACAAACCAUUCUUAUUUUCUAUUGUUGAUUUGCUCUGAUCUGAGGAUUUAGUUGAGCACUAAAAUGUAUUAAUAUUUUAGAAGUUUCCUUUAUUAUUAAACAUUGACUAUU
Mus pahari (shrew mouse) is the source of this 3404-nucleotide messenger RNA. RefSeq names its product tigger transposable element derived 4 (gene Tigd4). Lineage: Eukaryota; Metazoa; Chordata; Mammalia; Rodentia; Muridae. Gene Ontology annotation, molecular function: DNA binding. The transcript has a single exon. The record is from RefSeq and is a predicted model, not a curated record. The coding region runs from base 196 to 1740 and encodes 514 amino acids. Gene Ontology annotation, cellular component: nucleus.